UAAUCCCUAACGAUUGAAUGAAUGUUAUUGGGGGAAACGGAGCCAGAAUUCUAUACUUCCGUGUCAUAAUAUAUUCAUUUUUUUUUGCUAUAUCGAUAAUUUUGAUUAAUUAUUUGUAAGAAUUCAACAAUUGUUGGUGAAAGAAAAGGACGGGCGAUUUUUUUGGGUUGUUCGUUGGUAAAUUUAGUAUAAUUUUAAUUAAAUUACCAACUUAUAUAUGUAUCUGUUGCCAUUCAGAACCUCAGAUAAAAAACUGAUAUGCGAAUUGAUCUUGAGCUCUUGUAGUCGGUCGAUUUCUUCUGUCAAUGGCUUUCUGUGGAGUUCCGUCGCGUCUUCGUUGCUCGUAACUCUGAGAUAUCGGUGUUGGCCAUUUGCUUCGUAGUGUUAGACAGUGGUAAUUCAUGAGCGCGCGAAGCUUACAUGUGAUGAGAUGCAAACUUUUCCGACGAAGAGUUCCCUUGGAGUCUCGCUUUGUCGUGCCUUAUCUCUCGCUGUCAUGUUCGUUUUGCGUCUCCAUCCUCCAUUGCAGCAGGUUCAUUUGAUUUCAGAAGAACCUCUUUGUGAUCCAUGUUGAUUAGCUUUAUUGUGUUCAUCCGAGCAUCUUCUACAAUUUUGUUGUUUAGGCACAGCGAAGAAUUUUUUUUAAAAUUAUUAUGUUGACUCUCUGAUAUAUCUCUGUGAGUAUUCCGGCGCAUUUGACUUCAGAAACUGGGACGUGUACUUUCCUAUGAAACAAGCUUAUAUAUAAAUUUAUGGUCAGAAUUGCUGUAAACCUAUUACUGGAAUUCUAUAGCUCCUGUAGUUCACUGCGAUGUUGAUUUUUAUGUAGAGAAAAAGACUAUGACUUACAGCAUUUACCUACUCACUGUCUUGAUGUCUGAGAUACGAGUAUUAGAUUUUACUCUGCUAGGCCACGGAUCAUACACAAAGAUAAUGCUACUUCACGACAACUCUUUGGAGGAACGAUGCCAUGAUAAGUAGCUGUUCUGAUGUAUUUGUGUUAUAAUAUUCAUCCUAAUUGAACUUCAUUGUGCUGGAUAGUGGUUGAUCUUAAUGCGAUAGGACGACCUAUACUUUUGAGGCUGUCAUAAGGCAUCUGUCUUCUUUUCUUGGCAUGAGGUUUAUACUGGAUUAGCCCUAUGCUUUGCCCCUGGAUGAACUGUUUAAAACUGCAUUUGUUCGUGUUUGGCAAUAGCUAUAGUUGAUCCGCUUUCGGUCUAGUUGAAGAACAUUUCAUAUUAGGAGCAUGAGAGACUCAUGUCCCACUUGAAUAUAGGCAGAGGAAUCUCGAAAUGAUCGUUACUAUUAUUUUGGUGAUUAGCUGUCCAUUUCAUCACUGCUGUCAGAUUGGAAAUCUUUUACCUUUGCAUUUAUGGAAGGAUGAAGAGUGACUCUUCAGAAUUAUAUGACGGGCAUGUGCGUUUGUGUGUUUUUGGUCGCACUGUUUUAAAUUUAAAGCUUGCAAACUCCCCCAGCCCUAACCACUUUGUAUAAGUAAGUGCUGCUCCUGUAUGAACUGUUUAUAUAUAGACCUUUGGUUUUUAACUUUAAUGGACUGGCUUAGGUCCCUCAUAGGCUAGUUUAAAUAUGGUUCUGCUAAAGGUAAGUGCAAAAUUGUUGAAGAUGCAAUGUUUUGACAAAGAGAUGUUAGUUCUGUGUAGCGUAGCCAACUCUAAGGGGUUUUCCCUUAUCUUUUGUAAAUUCUGGGACCAUUUGGAUUCUCUCUUUUUUUAUAUAUGCUAUCCUCACUAUUUCCCUUGCGGAUGGCAGAACCACAAAGGGAAACUGCAAUGGUGAAUCUGAAAGUGGAUAAAUCAUUACUAGGGAUGUUGAUUUUAACCUGGAUGCUGAUUUUGACAAGUUAUCAUCACUCAAAGUGGACAUGCCAGAUCUUGAUUUGUCCUGCCCAUCUAAGAAAUCUUCAGACAACAAAGGCAGAAAUGAAGCAGAACCACCUGGUGAAGGAAUUUCGAAGAAAAGCUUUUCUUUCUCCUUCGACUCUAAUGAGAUCUUAGCAGUCAUCUGUGCUAUACAGAUUGGAUGGCUUUAAUCUCGAUUCACCCAUGACUGAGGGAGAACAAGGUGGGAAGAAGGUUAUAGGAAGCAAAGGGAGAUCUUCAUAGAUGAAUGUGCACCAGGGCUCAAAAACUCGCCUUCCUGAGGCAAUUCCUGACUCUGAUGAUAAUGCUAUCAUUGAUCAUGUUCAAUCUGCACGCUGUGUGGGUACACCAGAGAUUCAGGUAGAAACUUCUGUAACUUCAACUUCUAUGCCCAACCCAAAAAUGGAUGAUUGGGUGCCAAAGUCCGCAGCCUGUAGAAAUGCAAUCCUGGAACGAUCUUCUUUGGAAAGGUCAAACAGCAUGUGUACUCAAGAAUCUGAUCAACAAGGUAAUCAUCAGAUAAAACAGUAUCAAGAGAAGUAAAUGUGCAGCCCAGGGUUAAUGCAAAUUUUAAUACCAUUCCAGACAUUUUAAGAAAAGAUUUUUCCAUUGUCAAAAGUUUGAAUUCCACUUUGGGUGAAGAGCAGAGUAACCGGGAAGAAAUGGUAGGGGAAGCCAUAUAUUCUUGUGGCAAUGUAUGCUCAGAAGGUUCAACUGUUGGGAGACAACGCCAAAGAUUCUCAAGUUGGGGGAAAGUCGCUCAUUGGUCUGAAUUCACUUGCAAGGGGGCACACAAAAAGUCAUUCUCCUUUGACUGGAAGCCAUAUCAGUGUGAGAUCCACUUCUCAGCUGGGUUCUCCAUGCAAGACGGGCAGUUUAAAUGAGUUGCCAAAACCAAUUGUUAAGAUAUGCAUGAAUCCUGAAGUCACUAAUUCAAGCAAGGAAUCUUCAAGGGUCAGAAAUGUUGAUAUGAAGAACAGUAACUCUCUUAAUUCUGCCAAGAGGGCUUUUCAUCUUUCUAGCUUGAGAAUGAUGAGGGCCACAAGAACCAGAGAAGAUCAACUUGGUUCCAAUCCUACAGAGGAAAUCAGAUCCAUGAGAGACUCUGAGCAAAUAAGGGCUAUGCGAGGUGAUGCAGCACGUGGGUUAGCUGAUCGUAGUAAAAGCACCGACAGCCAGUCACUUCUCAAUUCAUCCUUAAAGCGGAAAUCAUAUGAGGGAUCAGAUGCCAAUUUAAUGUCAUUUAGUCCAUUAAAACGGCUCUCUCAGUCUCCAAGUGAGAAAAGAAUUUUCCGAGAAUCCUCCGAAACUGUUGUCACAGAACAGGGAUCAGUUGCCAAUUUGAUAUCACUUAGUCCACUGGAGUGGCCCUCUGCGUCUCCAAGUGAAAAAAGAAGUUUCAGAGAAUCCUCCGAAGCUGUUGUCACCAAACAGGUUUGCAAUCAUGAGAACACUGAACAAAACAAAACCAACAGUGUGUCUGGUGACCAUCCUAAAUUUCAGCUUAAGAUUUCUCCUACGGCGAGGGCAACUGAAGUUGGAAGUCCAUUGGUCAUGGAAACUGAUGAAAGUGCUGGAAAGGCUGAAGCUUAUACAAAGGAACUUGAAGAUAUCUGCAACAUGCUAAAGAAGAAGCAGGAAGAAGCUAAAGAAUUGCUUGUUCGAGCACUUGUGAACAACAACAAUCUGUUAAUGCUCAAUCAUCCCAUCUACGAAGAACAGAUAUCCUUUUGGUUCUUUGGGUUGUUCAUGAUAUGUUUCUUUUCCCCUCUGGCAUUUCUUUGUAAUUCCUUCACCAGAUAAAACAUCCGUAGGGAGCAGAAGUUUGCAUCACAGCUCAUGUCCAAGGAGAUUCACACUUGAAGUUGCAUCAGACGAGAAUCGCAGGAGAUCAUGGAAGAUGCAUGCAUGUGCCUCUACAAACAUGGGAAAUGCCUACUUGCUCAGACACUCCUCUGAACAUGGGGUGCAAUGAUGAAUCAGGAAAGUAUACGCACGCUUGUUUCUCAGACUUAUGGAUUGUGAAAGCAUACUGGCUUCCUGCAUAUAUUUAGGGACAGUCUAUAUUUUUCUGUCCUGUUGGUUCGUGAUGAAAUCCCGAGGACAUUUCCGGUGCCUUGCUGAAUCAAGACUAUAUUUUUCUUCUCCCUGUGUUCAUGAGAUGCUGUCAAGUUCAAUGUUUCAAAUAUAGGACCAACUUCUCAAACUUGACAUUCAUAAUUGUUCGAUCUCGGCUUGUUAUUUCCUUUCAAUUGAGAGUAACCCGGUCUCCUAUUGGAGGUCAUUAUAAAAGCCACCUCCGUGUCUAGAUUUAGUGUUUUCUUAACAGUGGGAAAGCCAGGGCAAUGCCAAUACAAUUG
Syzygium oleosum is the source of this 4240-nucleotide messenger RNA. RefSeq lists its product as uncharacterized. Bases 2574 to 3683 code for a protein of 369 amino acids. Lineage: Eukaryota; Viridiplantae; Streptophyta; Magnoliopsida; Myrtales; Myrtaceae. The transcript has 13 exons. The record is from RefSeq and is a predicted model, not a curated record.